Molecule: messenger RNA, 616 nt
Organism: Phyllotreta striolata
Lineage: Eukaryota; Metazoa; Arthropoda; Insecta; Coleoptera; Chrysomelidae
Source: the annotation of a GenBank genome assembly
AUGUUUGUUACAGACGAGGCGCAAGCCCUCUGUCGACCUCCCGGUCCAGGAGCAAUUUACCGGCGCCCGGAGAACUGCUCAUCCAGAUUCCAUUCCAAUCUGAUGGGAUACCUGAGUCCCUACUCAAGAUUUAAAGGACGUCUUCGCGAUUCCUGUGAAACCGCCAAUAUGCCUGUAGGUGGUCGAGUGGCUGGGAAAGUAAGUGGAAUAGUCUCCAACAAUUAUAACGGUCGAUCGUACCAAGGAAUCAAUGAAGAGAUAAUAUGGGUCAGCAUUGGAAUGGGUGUGGCCAUUGCAGUGCUUAUUACCAUAGCAUUGUGCUAUAUAAUGAGGGAGAAAUUCAAAGAAAGGAGGGAAUAUUACAUCACUGCAUGACUUGUUGUGCCAAAGAGAAACCUAAUAGACUCAUCCAAAGAGUGCUACACGUAAGAUGUUAUUUCCUGCGAACAUGUCGACCGUAGCUUCGAGCUCUUUACUCUCUUCGGUUCCUAUUUUCGGCUACACAAACUCGAAAAAUAUAUUUUGUUUCUUCUACAAACAAGAGUUACUUUUUAUAUACAGUUAUAUGUAUAUUAGGCACCUAACUAAAGGGGUCAAUAUGUUUUUGUAAUAUAAU